Theileria equi strain WA is the source of this 589-nucleotide messenger RNA. RefSeq lists its product as hypothetical. The coding region runs from base 123 to 527 and encodes 134 amino acids. The transcript is spliced from 4 exons. The record is from RefSeq and is a predicted model, not a curated record. Lineage: Eukaryota; Apicomplexa; Aconoidasida; Piroplasmida; Theileriidae.
CCGGCAUUCGGUUAAAAACAAUCAGUUUUCUCAAAACUAACUUUUGUUUAAACAAUACCACGUCAUUAUUCCUAGAUUCUUAGUCAUUUACCGUCACGGUUCACCCACCCAAAGCGAUCAAGAUGUUGUUCGGUGCUGUAAUCGCUCCUGGUAACAGUGUUACCCCAAAGAAUGAGUUGGCCAAUAUUGUUCACCUCUCUCAAGUAUGCCUCAACGAGCCAAAAAGUGACGAGAAAACCUAUGUUCAAUUGGUUGACGGUGAUAAGGUGUACAACGUAUGCUCACUCCAAAAGGACGUUCAUGAACAUGCCACUGUUGAUGUCUUCUUCUCAACUAUGGGUGGCUUGAAAUUGACCACCAAGGGUGGAGCGAACGAAGUCCACAUCAUUGGCUACUUCGAGCCAGAGGACAAUUCUUUCUUGUCUAGCUCUGAGGAAGAUGAGGAUGACGAAGAAGAGGAAGAAGAAUCUGAAGAUGAGCAACCAGCUUCUAAGCGUAAGGCCUCCGGAAAAGGUUCCAAGAAGUAGUUUUGGGUCAUGAGAUAACUUGAUAGACACCUUAACGUACAUAUGUAAUAUUCUUUUGUGUC